AUGGGGAGUCCAGCUGAACCGUCGUCGUCCAUCAGUUUUACAUCAUCUUCUCAUGUAUCUAAUGGCUCUAAUAAUAAAGAUGCCUCUGGAGGCUCUGAGAUGGGGUCCAAUCUUGAUAUCAUCAGCUUAAGUAAACUGAGCAUUAAUUUGGAGCAACUUUUAUGUGAUUCCGGUAGUGAUUUCAGUGAUGCAGAUAUUGAAGUUGAAGGCACUAGUGUUGGUGUUCACCGAUGUAUAUUAGCUGCUAGGAGUAAAUUUUUUUAUCAUUUUCAAAAAAAUAAGAGAUCCAUUGGGAAGGAAAGCAAGCCCAAGUAUUUCAUGACAGACCUAUUGCCUUUUGGCCAAGUUGGAUAUGAGGCUUUUCUUAUUUUCUUGAGCUACUUGUACACAGGAAAGCUAAGGUCAUCUCCACCGGAGGUGUCAACAUGCGUUGAUAACAUAUGCGCCCACGAUGCUUGCAGACCUGCAAUCAACUUUGCUGUGGAAUUGAUGUAUGCAUCUACUGUUUUUCAAGUUUCGGAAUUGGUCUCACUUUUUCAGCGUCGACUUCUCAACUUGGUUUUCAAGGCUAUUUUAGAAGAUGUUAUCCCAAUAUUGUUGGUCUCCUUUCAUUGUCAAUUACCUCAACUUCUCACGCAUUGUGUCAAUAGAGUGGCACAAUCAGACCUUGAGUCCAUCGCUAUUGAGACAGAGCUCCCCUACAACGUUGCAGAGGAUAUUAGAUUGCUCCGCCUUAAUUCGCAGGCUGAAAAUGAGGUAACUGUUGAUCCAUUGCGUGAGAAGAGAAUUAAGAGAAUACACAAGGCAUUAGACUCAGAUGAUGUUGAACUUGUCAGGCUUCUUCUAACUGAGUCUGAUAUAACCUUAGAUGAGGCUUAUGCUCUCCACUAUGCUGUUGCAUAUUGUGAUCCUAAGAUAGUAUCUGAGGUUCUUAGUCUAGGUUUGGCUGAUGUUAACCUUCGGAAUAGGCGGGGUUACACUGUGCUUCACAUUUCUGCUAUGCGCAAGGAGCCAUCAAUUAUAGUCUCUCUUUUGACCAAGGGAGCCAGUGCAUCAGAAACGACAUUGGAAGGACAGUGUGCAGCAAAAAGGGAGCAGGGGCAGGAAGCGAACAAAGACAGGAUAUGUAUUGAUGUUUUGGAGAGAGAGAUGCACAGGAAUCCAAUGGCUGGAGACGUAUUAAUGUCUUCCCUGACAAAGGUUGAUGAUCUGCAUAUGAAACUGCUCUACCUAGAAGACAGAGUGGCAUUUGCACGAAUGUUUUUCCCCACUGAAGCUAAGCUAGCUAUGGAAAUUGCACAUGCUGAGACAGCUUCUGAGUUAUCUGGACUUCUAUCAUCAAAAAGUUCAAUUGGGAACUUGAGGGAGGUUGAUUUGAACGAGACACCCCACAUGCAGCACAAAAGGUUUCUCGCAAGAAUGGAAACCCUAUCAAGAACAGUUGAGUUGGGACGUUGGUAUUUCCCUCAUUGUUCUCAAGUACUGGAUAGGUUUAUGGAGGAUGAUUUGCCUGAUCUAUUUUAUCUUGAGAAGGGUACUCUAGAGGAGUAG
Fraxinus pennsylvanica is the source of this 1551-nucleotide messenger RNA. The record is from the annotation of a GenBank genome assembly. NCBI's taxonomy places the organism in Eukaryota, Viridiplantae, Streptophyta, Magnoliopsida, Lamiales, Oleaceae.